Messenger RNA from Olea europaea var. sylvestris, 1214 nucleotides. Its product is annotated as 40S ribosomal protein S3a-like. Gene Ontology annotation, molecular function: structural constituent of ribosome. Gene Ontology annotation, biological process: translation. Lineage: Eukaryota; Viridiplantae; Streptophyta; Magnoliopsida; Lamiales; Oleaceae. The record is from RefSeq and is a predicted model, not a curated record. The coding region runs from base 138 to 920 and encodes 260 amino acids. Gene Ontology annotation, cellular component: cytosol; ribosome. The transcript is spliced from 7 exons.
AUCGAUAAAACGAUGUCGUAUGAUACACGACUUGGAAUAAAGUUUCCACUUUCCACGCUAGGGUUUUGUUGAGCACAUUUUAGUCUGACCGACGCGCCGAUUUACAGCAGCUCCACUACAGUACCACCAACUCAACCAUGGCCGUCGGGAAGAACAAGAGGAUCUCAAAGGGAAAGAAGGGAGGGAAGAAGAAAGCAGUUGAUCCGUUUGCAAAGAAGGAUUGGUAUGAUAUCAAAGCGCCGUCAGUUUUCAAUACUAGAAACAUUGGCAAAACCCUUGUUACUCGUACUCAGGGUACUAAGAUUGCUUCAGAGGGACUUAAGCAUCGUGUGUUUGAAGUGUCUUUGGCUGACCUUCAAGGUGAUGAGGACCAUUCUUUCAGGAAGAUCAGAUUGAGAGCUGAGGAUGUUCAGGGAAAGAAUGUUCUCACCAACUUCUGGGGCAUGAACUUCACUACAGAUAAAUUGAGGUCACUUGUUAGGAAAUGGCAGUCCCUGAUUGAGGCACAUGUUGAUGUCAAGACUACAGACAACUAUACUUUGAGGAUGUUCUGCAUUGGUUUCACUAAAAAGCGUGCUAACCAGCAAAAGAGGACAUGUUAUGCACAAUCAAGCCAGAUUCGCCAGAUACGCCGUAAGAUGUGUGAAAUCAUGAUCAACCAGGCACAAUCCUGUGAUCUCAAGGAUUUGGUUCAGAAGUUUAUUCCUGAAUCAAUUGGGAAAGAGAUUGAGAAGGCAACCUCAAGCAUUUAUCCGCUGCAGAAUGUGUAUAUCCGGAAGGUUAAGAUAUUGAAAGCUCCCAAAUUUGACCUUGGCAAGUUGAUGGAGGUUCAUGGUGAUUACAGUGAAGACGUUGGUGUGAAGUUGGACAGGCCUGCUGAGGAGCCAAUGGCCGAGGCAACUGAAGUGGUUGGUGCCUGAAAUGAAAGGAUGAGUCCUAAGUUUGGUAAUGUUAUGUCUUCAGUCAGAAGGUUUUGCUUGAAACAAGAAUAUGAAAGCACUUCAUAUUGUUUUGGAGUAAAUUAGGAAGGAUUUUUACUCUGAAGAGAGUAGAACAGUGUUCCUCAGCUGUUAUAAACCAUAAAGCCAGAGGCAUUUUUGAGUUUCAUGUUGAUUCUUGUUUGCGUAAUUCUUAUGUUUUUCAGUUCCUUCUUGAUAUACUUGAAUAUUAUCCAUUGGGGUUAUUUUCUAUUGGUUCUCGCCAAUGUUUUUUCU